Messenger RNA from Penicillium canescens, 405 nucleotides. RefSeq lists its product as uncharacterized. NCBI's taxonomy places the organism in Eukaryota, Fungi, Ascomycota, Eurotiomycetes, Eurotiales, Aspergillaceae. The record is from RefSeq and is a predicted model, not a curated record. The coding region runs from base 1 to 405 and encodes 134 amino acids. The transcript has 3 exons.
AUGGAAAAUCAUGUCCGAACUUUUGACUUAGCACGUUCAAGACAAAAUCUUCGUGCUGCCGCUGUCAAAGUCAUGCACCGAAGGUUCCUUGUCGACAUUGGGAGUGUUCCAGUUGGCUAUAAGCUGAAGAAGGGAUGUUCUGCGCCCGGUAUUCCCAUAAUCAAAGAGUUCAUGCUGUGGUACUACGCACAAUUUACAAAAGAAUGUCAUCAAGCAAAUGGAAGAGCCAUGGUGAUUGCUACUCUCUCAUCCGCGGAGAGGUUUUUCAGUAGCUUUGAGGCAAGUACUGGGAACAAGGUUGCUGCAGCGGACCGUUCAGAGGUAUACAGGCAAGUUGCGAAAGUUGAUGAUGCUGGCCGGGGCUUACUUUUCAUAGUGGAUCAGAUUGGAUCGAAUGGACCUUGA